This is a messenger RNA of Ambispora gerdemannii, 2052 nucleotides long. NCBI's taxonomy places the organism in Eukaryota, Fungi, Glomeromycota, Glomeromycetes, Archaeosporales, Ambisporaceae. The record is from the annotation of a GenBank genome assembly.
AUGGCAGAAAACAUCGUUCACCCUGUGAUUAUUCACCCAAUGGUAGCGCCACAAAUAGAGCGAAUGAUUUGGCACUCUCUUGACAAUUACCUGUACAGAAACGCGACAUUCUUGGCUGAGAGGCUGUACGCAUUUGAUAAGGAAAAUGAAAACGCGCUGUAUCUGUUGGCCACUUGUCAUUAUCGUAGUGGAAACCGAAAAAAUGCUUACAAGUUACUGCAAGGGUCACAUUCACCAAAAUGUGUUUAUCUUUUCGCGAAAUGUUGUCUAGAAUUAGAUAGAGCUGAAAUUGGCAGAGAGAAAUUAUUAUCAAUCCUGCCCGAAGUCGAAGGUCACGAUAGUUUGGAUAUCCCGGGUGAUCCUUUCAGAUGUGACAAACCAGACGAAUCAGUCGUCUUAUGUUUGUUAGGGGCUUUAUGCAGAAAAACAAAAAGUAUUGAUGAAGCCGCGCUACACUAUAUGGCUUGUUUAAAAAAGAAUCCAUUUAUGUGGGAAGCCUUUGAGGCGCUUUGCCAAUUAGGGAAAUCGACUCAGAUUGAUUUACAAGAAAUAUUUCAACCACCCAAUGAUAAAUCAACACCAAGGAUUCCCUGUACAGAUAUACUACGUCCACAAUUCAUAUCAUCAAAAAUACUUUCAAGACCAGAACGAGGGAAUCAUGCAGCGACUCCAAGGCGAAGUUCAAGGAUUUCAUCAAAUAAGUCGACAACAAUUCAAUCACAAUCAUUGAUAGAUACCAGGGAAAAGAAACGAACACGUAUUAUGAAUGAAGAGAAAACUAGCAAUAAUACUACUAUGAUGUCAAUUGACGAUGAGAACAAACGAUCAAGAACAAACAUUCACUCUAACAAACAUGUGACGGAUUUCGAGAAUGAAGGUGUAAGUAAUCUAGGAUUGAUUUAUCACGAUAUGAAAAAGACGAAAUAUUUAUUAACCUUGAGUAUCUUAUAUAUGAAGAAAGGAAUAGAAGAUACGAAAGAAGACCAACACAUUAAAUUUAAUAAUAAUACUUCAGAUGAUGAUCGUAGAAUAGCACGAAUUGAAAUAUUGGAUCUGUUGAAAAAAUGCGCGCGAGGUCUUUCAUAUGUCAGUGAAUUUGAGUGUCAUAAAGCAAUAGCCGCUUUCGCCGAACUACCUAAAGCUCAAUAUGAAACGCCUUGGGUUUAUGCCCAACUUGGCAAAGCUCACUUUGAAUUAGUCGAUUAUCCAAGGGCUGAACAUUGUUUUCAAUGGGUACGAAACGUUGAACCUUUUCGAAUGGAAGACAUGGAAAUAUAUUCUACAGCGCUUUGGCACAUGCGUAAAGAUGUCGCUCUGAGCACUUUAGCACAUGAACUUGUAGAGUAUGAUCGCCGGUCACCACAGGCAUGGUGUGCAGUCGGUAAUUGUUUUAGUCGUCAACAAGAACAGGACAUGGCAUUAAAAUGUUUUCAACGUGCAAUACAAUUGGAUCCGUCGUUCACUUAUGCACACACGUUGUCGGGUCAUGAAUGUAUGGCGAAUGGAAAUUUCGAAAAAGCGCAAGAACAUUUUCGGAAUGCUAUUAACACGAAUCGACGUCAUUAUAAUGCUUGGUAUGGAUUAGCCAAUUACUAUGCAACUUGCGGUAAAAAGCAAUCUGCUGAGCGUCAUUAUCGAGCUGCACUGGAUAUUAAUCCUAAUCACGCGGUUCUUAUAUGUUGUUUAGGAAAAGUAUUAGAAAAAAUGAAUAGAUUUCAAGAAGCCCGUGCUCUAUAUGAUCGUGCAUGUGAAGUAACACCCAAUACACCCCUUGCUAAAUUCAAAAAAGCCAAAUCAUUAUUCCGAGAACAUGAGUAUCAGGUGGCAAUUAAGGAACUAGAUGCGCUCAAAACUACAGUCCCCAAAGAACCUAAAGUCUAUUUCCUACUAGGGAAGAUCUACAAAGCGCUCGGUGACCGAGUUAAUUCCACGCAAAAUUUUACGGCUGCAUUACAGCAAGACCCCAAAAUGGCGCACGUUAUAAAGAGUGCGAUGGAGAAACUCGAUCCUGAUCUAGGCAAUGAUUCAAGUAUGGCGCUGUCGAAUACUUGA